AUGCUUCAUUUGAUAUCCCACCACAAUAGAAACCAACAUGGAAAAGCAAAAUGGUGGAAAUGGCUCUCUAUCUUGAAGCGAGCUGUUCGGAAUCUCGCUCUGUCAUUAAGCCCAGAAGACCAAGAAAUUUCUCGUUCCUCCGGCGAAACUUAUAAACGUUAUUUGGCAGAUCGGAUUUUGCCAAGAUGUUACUUGGCCUUUUCGGUAGUUGUAGCAGAUGUUCAGUUCUCUACGCUCGGCACUGUGCUCCUCGCUACUCUUGCGCAGCUUUCGAAGUCAACGGGAGCUGAUAAGGAACUCAAAUUGCAAUUCCCGGUAGAAAACAACCGUGAAUCCGUACCCACGUUCUACAGAAAUCUUCCGAAGAUGAUAGAGGACAUUGGGGAAGCCUUGCCACGGACACUGGGGGAUCUAGAAGCUGUCCAAGGCUUUGAAAUGAAGCAGACUCUUCAACGGCCGAUUUUGGGAGAGAUACCCCCAACCAAGACUAGCGAAUUCGGUGACUCCAAGAUUUUGGUCACGGCGAAAUCAAGGAAGAAGAAGAAACAGAAGAAGAAUGCGAUAGAUGACCUUUUUGACGGGCUUUGUGAUACCUAA
This is a messenger RNA of Aspergillus mulundensis, 597 nucleotides long. RefSeq lists its product as uncharacterized. Gene Ontology annotation, biological process: nuclear-transcribed mRNA catabolic process, RNase MRP-dependent; maturation of 5.8S rRNA from tricistronic rRNA transcript (SSU-rRNA, 5.8S rRNA, LSU-rRNA). Gene Ontology annotation, molecular function: rRNA primary transcript binding. Gene Ontology annotation, cellular component: ribonuclease MRP complex. The transcript is spliced from 2 exons. The record is from RefSeq and is a predicted model, not a curated record. Bases 1 to 597 code for a protein of 198 amino acids. NCBI's taxonomy places the organism in Eukaryota, Fungi, Ascomycota, Eurotiomycetes, Eurotiales, Aspergillaceae.